GUGUCACUUCCCAACGAAAAGUGACACGACCAUUUCCGAGAAGGGAAGUAAGUCCAUCAAAACAUAGUGACGUCAGAAGAUAAAAGCAGAACAACAGAAGGAAGGAAAAAUUCAAGCAAGAUGGCGUACUAUCAAACCAGACCGAACAACAACAACGGAUUGUUUUCCCCUGCAGUAUUCAAAUUUGAUCAUUUGGAAUCCACCGUUCAGACACAUUUGAAGAAUGUGUACAGCACCCUGUCAAUUGGUGUGCUGGCAGCCGCAGCAGGUGCCUACGUUCACACUUUCACAGGUGCAGGAGAGUGGCACUUCUUGACUAUGCUUGCCUCUCUGGGUCUGAUGGGUUGGCUUGCAUCCACCAGACAUGCCAAAGAAGAGGUCAGCAAGAGAUUGGCCAUCUUUGUAGGGUUCGCCUUGUGUAGUGGUAUCUCUUUGGGUCCUCUUUUGCAAAUGGUGGUCAGCCUUGAGCCAACCAUUGUCACCACUGCGCUUGCAGGCACUGCAGUAAUUUUCAUCAGCUUCACAAUGGCAGCUCUGCUCAGUCGCAACAGAAUGUUCCUGUAUAUGGGAGGUUUUCUCAUGUCUGCUUUGAUGUGGCUUUCCAUUGCCAUAUUCCUGAACAUUUUCCUUGGAUCCAAGCUCAUCUUUGAUGUGUACAUCUACGGAGUGCUUUUCAUCUUCUCUGCCUUUGUCUUGUACGACACUCAGCUCAUUGUGGAGAAGAGGCGCAUGGGCGAUGACGACUUCAUCUGGCACUCUGUGGAUCUUUUCUUGGAUGCUGUGAACAUCUUCAGAGCUCUGCUGAUUAUCUUGAGCAAAAAAGAAGACAACAAGAAGAGAAGGAGAGAUUGAACGGCUACUCUGUGAAGGGGAGAGGAGUUUGUCAAGCUCAUCAUUCUUCUCCUUUUUUGGCAUGUGCCGUGCACAUUUAGAAGAGAUGUGAGAAGGGACCCCCUCCCACCCCAUGUUCUUCACCUGAUAGCUGUCAUCAUCGUCGGUUUUGUUGUCAGCAGCACUUUGUUGUGCCUGUUCACUCGUUGUUCUCGUCUUGGUGUCUUUGUCCUUUCUUUUUUAAUCGACUCAUACUGCACUCAACUCUGUCCCACGUAGAGCUCGUCUUUUUCUCUCCUCCUGUGUUUUCAUGAACUACAUCCCCUCCGAACAGUGGUUUGAGUUUGUACCAGGAUAGUUUCUGCGCACACUGCUUUGCAUCUUCUCGGUUUAAGAUAUUCUCAUCACUUGUACGAGUUUGACAGGGUACACUUUUUGUUACUAGAAGAGGAGCAAAAACUGCCCAGUCGGUAGAACAUCAGUCAAAUUACUUGAACGAUCCCGAGUUUUUACCCCUUUUGCAAAAUGUAACUAGGAUAUUAUGGUGAUUUUGUUUUGUUUACAUAUUGGCCAUAUUGUGAAGAAAAGGGAUGGAACAUCAGAGUUGUAUUUUGUCGUCAAAAACGUGGCAGUUUGAAUAAGCUCAGAAAAAGAGAAAAACGCUGGAAAAAAAAAUUGAUCUACACAUGAAACGUGAUAUCCAGUAGUAAUGAUUUAUAGGAAAAGUUUUGUUCUCUUGUUUUGUUGAUAACGGUUGUGUACAUAUUUGUGUCAUUGCUUUGUCAAUUUACUACCUAACUUCAGUUGUGCUUUAUUAAAAAGAUAUGUAUUAUGUAUGAUCUUUUCUAUAUCCUUUGUGGUGAUGAUGAUAAUCGUAGAAUUUUUUUUCACGUCAGAUUUUAUUUUCUAAUCAAGAUGAUUCAGGAAGUGAGCAGAGGAAACAUUAUUUAUUCUAAGGGGUGUUUGGAACAAAAUAUUCUUUUGUUCGCCACUUUGCUUUCUCAGUUUCUUCAAACCAUUUUACUUAUACUGGAGUCAUAUCUGUUGCCUUUUCUCCGUUAAGGUCAGACCAUACAGGUAUGGGGACUUUUGUUGUUUCCGGACCUAUAGUACUUUUGGCAUUAUGGCAGAAAAUCCAUGUACGGUACAUGUCAAAGGCCUUCUACAAACGGUAGUUCUUUACUUUUGUAUAUAUUAAGGCUGGCUUAAUUAAACUAGCAGUCUUUGCAUUCUGUGUUUAUGCACAUGCUUAUAAAUAUAUAUGUGUUACCAGGGUCCCAGAAUCAAUUUCUGUUGUGUAUUAAUUUGGCUUAAGAAUUAAUAUUAAAUGCAAGUUAAAAAAGAACAGAACCUUCUUUGAGAUUGGAAGCACAUCUGAUCUUCACACUGUGUUAGAAAACUUGAAUAUUCAUCAGUGGCAUAGGACCCAGUAUUUGUAUGUUUGUGUUGAGACAAGAAGAAUCAAGAUUUGGUUUAAAUAAUAUUCUAUAUCAUGGAAAGAUAGGACUAGGAUAUAUUUUUUAUAUCUUUUUUAUUUUUCAAGAUAUGAGCAUGUCUGAUGUUAAUUAUAACCAAGGAAAGACUUUGUGUCCCAAGUAGUGUAUUUGGUUGGGUUUGUUUUUUUCAAGAAGAGCAAAUGAAUUUUGAUAAUGCUGGUUUCUGAUGAACUCAUAUUCUGCCUAGUUUUCCUGUGACAUCUGUUUGGGUGAAAAUUUGGACUUUGGAAGAAAAAAAAAGCAAUGUUCACUGUCAACUGAUCAAAGAUUUCAGAUGAGCCUAAAAGUUAUGUAAGGAGUGCUGUUCCAUUACACUCUUUUCUUUAAAAAAUGUGGACUUUUUAAAAUGACUUCGCUUUUAGCUUUGCUUUUGUAGGAAAAAGAUAUAUUUCUAGACAAUUAUUAAGGUGAUUUAUUAGUUUCUUGUAUGCAGCAGACUAUUUUUAAAUCUAUUUAUGUAUUAUGUGUCCUCAAGUCAAUUAUAAUAUGACUGACUUGACAUUGUGUUUAUGAUAAAGUUGCUUUUUUUUCGUUAUCAAUAUCAGUAUCAGUAUUUAGCCUUCUGAAGAGACAGCCAGAAAGUUUCGAAAAUAUGUUAGCAUAAUACACAAUUUGUGAAGUUGAGCUCUAUUUGAAUCAAUUGAAACAGCUUCGGUGAAAUUUUGAAAGUACGUCACUUGCCUCUGAUAGUCAUGAAAACUUUCAUGACUAAGAUGGCUUAAGAUUUUGUCAAGGCACUCUACCAGUACAAUUAGAUUUUUUGCUAACGAUUUUUUCUCACUGUGGUUAAGGUAUUCGGAUUUGAAGAUAAUAUCAUCAAGGUUCUUCAGGUCACGCUGGGUUUUUUUUUUUUUCCUUAUAUGUUACCUACUUUUUAAAUAGAACAUGGUGUUAUUCAAGAUAAAGCAUAACUUUUAACUCUGUAUUGUAGACUUUUUUUCUCUCAUACUUUUGUCUUUGAACAAAAGUUUCCUUUAUAAAUUCGUCUUUUCUUUUGUUUCUUAAAGAGGCGUCUUUUGAUUGUUACUAACUUUAUCCUCUUUCUCAAGACCUUUUCUUCCCCAAUGAUGAAUUCACUCCCAAUCACGAAUUCAGUGAAACAUUUACCCAGAAAAGGAGGGCUUGUGCAAGUAUUGAAAUAAGAAUGUGACUCAAAACUAUCCAAAAGUUCUGACUCACAAUUUAGAUAUCUUUUUUGCAGAAUAAAGAAGUGUCACUUUCAA
This is a messenger RNA of Aplysia californica (California sea hare), 3550 nucleotides long. Its product is annotated as probable Bax inhibitor 1. Gene Ontology annotation, cellular component: mitochondrial membrane. Gene Ontology annotation, molecular function: enzyme binding. The transcript has 9 exons. Gene Ontology annotation, biological process: negative regulation of RNA splicing; negative regulation of apoptotic signaling pathway; negative regulation of endoribonuclease activity. Lineage: Eukaryota; Metazoa; Mollusca; Gastropoda; Aplysiida; Aplysiidae. The coding region runs from base 121 to 852 and encodes 243 amino acids. The record is from RefSeq and is a predicted model, not a curated record.